Molecule: messenger RNA, 590 nt
Organism: Anoplophora glabripennis (Asian longhorned beetle)
Lineage: Eukaryota; Metazoa; Arthropoda; Insecta; Coleoptera; Cerambycidae
Exons: 3
Coding region: 6-590 (194 amino acids)
Source: RefSeq, a predicted model, not a curated record
AUAAAAUGGGCUUUGAUUCGCAUUCCCCGGUCGUGAAUGGCGUGUAUGUUUAUUUAUUCCUCAUAUUUACAUCGAACACGGUGCAUAACCAAGAAGUUACAACUGUCCCUGCCAUACCAGAAAACGACACUGUCACUGUACCGCUUUGUAAAUCAUCACAGUCCCCCUCGAAUUGUACGAAUUUAAACAGCGACGCCCUAUCAGACGAGUAUCCAUCUUGGGAAUCGCCGGAAGCGCCUAUAGAUGGCGCUGCCGCAAGCAAUUUCCCUCAGGGUUCCAAAAAUGUUAACAGACCUCUAGCGGUACACCUUAUCCAGAAGUUCUCCACGUGGACGAGGCCUUUCUACGAGAAAUUCAGCAGGAUCAAGGACCUGUUGGGCCACCCCGAUCACCCCAAUUACGGGGGAGUGCCUAAUCCGCAGCAGAUUUGGGAAAAGCUCCACGAGAAAGGACAUAACUUUCUGACAGGUAUUAAUGGUGCAGUGUAUGGUUUGGCACCCGUAGAAAAUCACGAUUAUCCUUUCGCUUACAGAGGUCUGACGACACACAAAGGAAGGUCUGGUAAAAGUCAAAGUUACGAUUUGGAAUAG